CCAAGCGGACGAGAACCAGCAGCUCUUCGUCUCCACUCCACUCUCCAGUCCAGGGCGGCGGCGCACGGGCACCUCGCUGCUCGCUCCUCACCGCCGCCAGAAACUCAGCCACGCGUCUCUCGAGUUCUCUAUCCAUCGCAUGGCUCUCGCGUGCGCCACUCACGCGCGCCGCUUCCUCGUCGCCGGCCCGGAGAGAUCUUUCCACGCCCAGCGCUACCAAGCCAAGGUCGGCGUGGUGGAGUUUCUGAACGGCGUCGGCAAGGGGGUGGAGGCGCACGCCUCGAAGCUGGAGGAGGCUGUGGGCGGCGACCUCCACAGGCUCCUCGAGGCCCGCACGCUGCGACUCAAGAAGCUCGGCAUCCCCUGCAAGCAUAGGAAAUUGAUUUUGAGUUUUGCUCACAAGUACCGUCUUGGUCUCUGGAAGCCCCAAGCAGAACCCAGGAAAGUUGAAUAAAGUUGGUUUGUUCUUAGGACAUUGAAUAUUUGCUUUGUAAUUUAGGAGCCACAAAUCUUUGUUCUCUGUCUCUGGCCAUACUUUUUUGCAACCUUUGCGCAAUUUUUUCUAGAAAAAAUCCAACUUCGCGUGGUGUCAGUUUGUUCCUUUUGUAAUAACAAACCGUAACUGGUGCAGCCCCCCUGUGAUAAUCUAUCACCUAAUGUUUGUGUUGUUCAUUAGGUUUCUUACCAA
Molecule: messenger RNA, 688 nt
Organism: Sorghum bicolor (sorghum)
Lineage: Eukaryota; Viridiplantae; Streptophyta; Magnoliopsida; Poales; Poaceae
Exons: 3
Coding region: 140-454 (104 amino acids)
Source: RefSeq, a predicted model, not a curated record